Messenger RNA from Umbelopsis ramanniana AG, 696 nucleotides. RefSeq lists its product as uncharacterized. Lineage: Eukaryota; Fungi; Mucoromycota; Umbelopsidomycetes; Umbelopsidales; Umbelopsidaceae. The record is from RefSeq and is a predicted model, not a curated record. The transcript has 7 exons. Gene Ontology annotation, molecular function: enzyme regulator activity; calcium ion binding. The coding region runs from base 157 to 582 and encodes 141 amino acids.
AGCUUGGCAUUUUUUUUUACCAUGAAUUGGGCUGUGAGUGUCGGAGAUGCAAAUGCGACAAGGCAGGUCGCUUGUGACGUAUCGCCUUUCUGCGAUAUUCGCGUGCGGCUCCACCUCGAAAUAAAGGAUCAUCACUUUUUCUUUUAACCCCAUACAAUGGCUGAUCAACUUACAGAGGAGCAGAUUGCUGAGUUCAGAGAGGCUUUUUCUCUUUUCGACAAGGACGGUGAUGGCAGCAUCACCACCAAGGAACUUGGUACCGUUAUGCGCUCCCUUAACCUCAACCCUACCGAGGCCGAGCUUCAAGAUAUGAUCAACGAAGUUGACAGCGAUGGCAACGGAAACAUUGACUUCAGCGAGUUUUUGACCAUGCUUGCCAGAAAAAUGAAGGACACCGACUCUCAAGAAGAGAUCCAAGAAGCCUUCAAGGUCUUUGACAAGGACGGUAACGGCUUCAUCUCCUCCGCAGAACUGCGCCACUUGACUGAUGAAGAAGUCGAUGAGAUGAUCCGUGAAGCUGAUGUCGAUGGUGAUGGCCAAAUCAACUACGAAGAGUUUGUCAAGAUGAUGAUGUCCAAAUAAGUGCGUUGACUUUUAAGUAUAUAAAUAUAUAUAUCUAUAUUCAAAAGACAUGAGAUGUAUUAUUGCCGUGGCUAGUUGUCUUAUGAAGCUGCUGUUGUUUUUGUCAUAAAAGAA